Molecule: messenger RNA, 1704 nt
Organism: Triticum urartu
Lineage: Eukaryota; Viridiplantae; Streptophyta; Magnoliopsida; Poales; Poaceae
Biological process (GO): protein ubiquitination
Cellular component (GO): membrane
Molecular function (GO): zinc ion binding; ubiquitin-protein transferase activity
Source: RefSeq, a predicted model, not a curated record
ACAGGGCACCGUCUAUACAGCGGUGGACGAGAUAAAAAAGGAACAUUUCAUUUCACAGAUAAGGCAAAUGAGGGCCUAUCUAUCCAUCCCGCACUGACGGGAGCAGACAGGUACCCUAUCUUGUAGGAGUGCCCAACAAAAAAAAACAAUAGUCAGUUACCGGCGGGACGGGACGCCCUGCGAAGAUCCGCGGCGCGAAUCGCGAGGCCGCCAUCAGGUGAUUCUUCUCAAAAGAACCAAAUAAAACGCAACGGAGGCCAGUAGCGGAGGGGCACCUAACCCAUCGAUCUCUUGCUUCUCUACUGGAUGUUUGGGAUCUCCAUGUCCCGCCCUGCAAGCGUCCCCCUGCCCUGCUCCUCCCAAGCCCUUCUCCCCUUCUUGAUGUUGUUGGCCUGCCUCUCCUACUCUCCUCUUCCUCCUCCCCCCCUGCCGCUCUCCUGGUGGCUUGCAUAUCAUAUCCUCCCUCCAUUCUUCCUUUCUUCACUCAAGCCAAGCUCUUUGCUUCUUGGGGUUGCCAUGCCUCAUAAUCUCAUUCUCACGGCUUGAGAAAAGAUCGGGCCUUGCCUUUUCCAGCUGCACCGGCUUGCUUGGCGCGGCCUUCGUCCCAUUUGCACCCCCUCCCCAGCUGUGUUUCAAUCGGCAAGGCCAUUGAUCCGAGGAUGGCGGACCACUUCGCGCUCAUGACGGGACGGAUGAUCACGGAGGCGACGCUUCAGGGCGCCAUCUUUGAUGCCCCUUCCGCGAAGGAUGCUUGUGAUCAUCAUGAUCCUUCUAUUUUUGAGGACGGGAGGACCAAGACUGGUGUCAUGGUGGAAUGCAGAAUCUGCCAAGAAGAAGGUGAUCAAGCCUACAUGGAGACCCCUUGCUCCUGCAAGGGUAGCCUCAAGUACGCUCACCACAUAUGCAUCCAGAGGUGGUGUAACGAGAAGGGAGACACCAUAUGUGAGAUAUGCUUACAGCAAUUUACACCAAACUACAGUGCCCCUUUGAAGUUGUUUCGGAUCGGAAGAAACCAAAUUAGCUUCAGGAGAGCUGGAGGAACACCAGAGAAUCUCAACGCUGGAGAAAACGUUUCCCAAACCGCUGAUCAUGCUGCCGGCACAUCAAGCUUUGACUCUCAAUUUUGCAAUCCAAAAGGCGUCACCUACUGCCGUGUGAUUGCCAUCGCCUUGAUGGCUCUGCUGGUGCUCCGUGACGCAAUCUCGCUUGUCCUCGGCGGCCCCGAGGUGUACUCGAUGGCACUGAUCACUCUGCUGAUGUUCAGAACAGCCGGAGUUGUCAUACCCAUCUACAUUAUCUUGAUAUCAGUUGUCACAUUGCUCCAUCGGUACAGUCAACACCAGGAUGUGCAUGGCGCAACGCCAGUUACAGAACCUGUAGGAAUUGAGGACACAGAGAGCCUGCCGCCGACGCCACCUCAACAGCAUGUCAUCAGCAUCCAGUAGCAAGCUGCACAAGGAGAAUGGUGGUUAGAUUCUGUCAAAUAUUAUUAGUCUCCCCCGCAAAAAAAAAAUAUUAUUAGUCUCAUUGGAUGAAGUUAGCGAGAUCGACGCUGGCUGUCAUAGGAUACAGAAGAUGCAAAAUCAUUGCAAGUGUAAAGAUGUUCCGUAGAAUUGUACACAAAGCAUAUACUAGGAACAACACACUUGACUUAACAAGUCAUGGAGAUGAGAAGUGAAAUUGAAGUGGGCAUGUGUAUAUAAA